This is a messenger RNA of Meleagris gallopavo (turkey), 1652 nucleotides long. RefSeq names its product GC vitamin D binding protein (gene GC). Gene Ontology annotation, biological process: vitamin transport. Lineage: Eukaryota; Metazoa; Chordata; Aves; Galliformes; Phasianidae. Gene Ontology annotation, molecular function: vitamin transmembrane transporter activity; vitamin D binding. Gene Ontology annotation, cellular component: cytoplasm; blood microparticle. The record is from RefSeq and is a predicted model, not a curated record.
ACUGCUGCUUUUUUUGCACGGAGAGGAAAAUCAGUGGUGACCACGCUCUGCUGUGGCUCCACCACACCAUGAAGGCGGUUGUUACCUUCCUGCUCCUGCUUUUCAUAGCAACUCACGCUGAACACCGAGGUAGACCAUAUGUUCGGGACAAAGUCUGCCAAGAGUUCAAGACCAUGGGGAAGGAUGACUUCCGAACCAUGACCCUCAUAAUGAACAGCAGGAAAUUCUCCAAUGCCACCUUCAAGGAGAUCAGCCACCUCGUGCAUGAGAUUGUCUCACUGGCGGAGACCUGCUGUGCUGAUGGUGUUGACCCUUCCUGCUACGAUGCUGGGUCUUCAGCCCUGUCAGCCAAGUCCUGCAGCCCUGACUCGCCUUUCCCUGACCAUCCGGGUACAGCCGCCUGCUGUCUCCACCAAGGUCUGGAGCAGAAGCUGUGCCUGGCUGCCCUAGAGCACCCACCGCGCCAGCUGCCCCACUAUGUUGAGCUUUCCAAUGAGGAACUCUGUCAGGCGUUCAAGAAGGAUCCGAAGGACUUUGCUGACAGGUUCCUGCAUGAGUAUGUCAGUAGCUACAGCCAGGCGCCUUUGCCUGUGCUCUUGGGCUCCACCAGGAACUUCCUCUCCAUGGUCUCCACUUGCUGCAUAUCACCAUCGCCCACUGUCUGCUUCUUGAAGGAGAAACUGCAAAGAAAAACUCUUUCCCUACUCACUUUGAUGUCGAACAGAGCUUGCUCCCGCUUAACAGGAUAUGGGAAGGACAAAAUGAAGUUCAGCUACCUGACCAUGCUUGCCCAAAAGAUACCAAGUGCUUCAUUUGAGGACCUUUCUCCUCUGGCAGAGGAUGCAGCUGAGGUGUUCUCCCAGUGCUGUGACUCAGUGGCCGAAGACUGCAUUCAGCAGAAGUUGUCGGAGCACACCACAAAGAUCUGCACCACACUAUCAGCCAAAGACAAAAGGUUUGCUGACUGCUGUGCAGGAAAAAACAUCAUGCAAAACUACUUCUGCAUCUCUGCCUUGCAACCAGCUGUGGCCCCCAAACUGCCUGAGCUGCAGAAGCCAACCGACAAGCAAUUGUGUGAUGAUAAUGGGGCCCUCCACACUGGAAGGUACAUGUUUGAACUGGCACGGAGGCACACCAAUGUCCCUGAUGUCUUCCUUGGCAAGCUGUACGAUGCCUCUGAAAAUGUCAUCAGGGAGUGCUGCUCUGCCAAGGAUGCUUCAACCUGCCUUGACAGCAAGCGACAGCAAAUGGGAGCAGAGCUGCCUGCCUUCUUGGAAAAGGCCAACCAGCUCUGUGGACAGUACAAUGAGCUGAAUUUCCUUGACUUCAAGAAGAGGCUGAGAGACAGCAUUAGGCAGACCAUGCCAGAUGCUAGCCCCGAGCUGCUGACACAGCUGACAGACCAGAGAGCUGAUUUUGCCUCUACGUGCUGCCCAGCGAACUCACCACCACUUUACUGUGUUGCGCAGGUGACCGCAGAGCUGGCAAGUACUUGCAAGCAGGGUUCCUGCAUGCUGGUCUAGGUGUGGAACAGUGAAAAACAAGGUGAGGGGUCCAGCUGGAGGAUGCAAAAUGCUGCUGUUGUCUGGACCAGCUUGCAGCCCCCUUACUGAUACGUCACUGCAGCCACAAUAAACAUAUUUUAAAAAACA